This is a messenger RNA of Drosophila novamexicana, 1400 nucleotides long. Its product is annotated as cilia- and flagella-associated protein 36. The record is from RefSeq and is a predicted model, not a curated record. Bases 170 to 1105 code for a protein of 311 amino acids. Gene Ontology annotation, cellular component: ciliary base; axoneme. The transcript is spliced from 4 exons. Lineage: Eukaryota; Metazoa; Arthropoda; Insecta; Diptera; Drosophilidae.
ACAUAAAUUGCAAAGUUUUUCCCAAUGUGUUUUUUUAUGUGCGCUGGGCGGGGCGGGGCGUGGCGUGGCUGGUGUCCAUGGCAACCAUGGCAACCACUUCAAUGACCAAACAUUACGUGCCCAGGAGCUGACGACAUUUCAGUUUCGAUUUGCUGCGUAAUCCGUGAAUAUGGCUGCCGAAGAUUCCUGGGUAUUCGAUUCUCUGGUCUGUUUUCUGCACGGACCCGUCUGGAAUGCGCCGUUGCAGACAUUUAUUGAGCAAAAGUCCCUGGUCUUUGAUCCCAAUUUGCAGCUGGACGAGGGCAACGAGGAGAUACGGCAGAUACAUGAGGAAUACAAGAAUCUGGUGGACUAUAUGCUGGGCAGCUUUAUGGAGGAGAUGCACAUAACGCCGGAACAGUUUGAGUUGGCCUGCUUGGAGGGACGGCAACAGGGUCCCGGCGAGAAUCCCUUCCAGUUCCAUCAGGUGCUCUUUCAGCAGAUUUGGGCCGCCAACGAUCUGAAGAUCUUUAUACGCAUGAUGACGCAACGCAAUGUGGAGCUGCAGCUGCAGGCGCUGGAUCUCAUCGAGAAGCAUCAAUUGGCGCACAGUGCUUCGGCAGAGCUGGUGGAUACGGAGCGCGCAGCGGGCGCGGAAGCCAGCAAUACGGCGUCCGAUUUGGAUGUGGAUGAGCUUAUUGCCAAGACUGUGGCCGAUGAGCUCGAAAGUCCGGAGGCCGCGCUGACGCCCGAGCAGGAGGCUAAUUUGGAGCUGGUCAACGACAAGUUUCAGCGGCUGAAUCUGUUCUUCGAGCGGGAGGAUCAGGUGGAUCCCAAUGAGGUGGUCUCGCGUCAGGAGUAUUUGCGCCAGCAGCGUGACAAAAUAGUCGAGAUCAAGAAACAGACGCGCGCCAAGCAGCUGCUGGACACCGUGGCACGCAGCACGCCGCAGCACCAGGAGCCCGGCGCACGGCCCAGUUCCGCGCAGGUGGCCCAACAGCUGCUCGAGAAUGUCGAACUGGACAAACUGCCGCCGGCGCCAGUGGCUGAGGCUGACAAUGCGGCGCUGCAGCUGCGACGCACGCUGGCCAAACGGCUGCGCAACGAGGUUGUCGAGCAUAAUUAGGAGAUGGCAUCAAUAUACCCUUGCAGAGGGUAAUAUAGUUAUGUUCUCGAAUUAUAGAGUAUAAUUUAUUCGCUCAAGUCUACUCGUUAUACCCUAAGUUGAGUCCUUAUACCCCUGUUCGUCCGUCUGUCUAUAUGAUUCUAUUCUGGUCUCCCAGUUUUGAACAUAUUCUUAAAUAUUCUAUAAAAAACUUUUUUAUAUUAUAUAUCUUUAACGAAACUACGAGCUAUUAUAAACAAUGGAGUAUAUAUUAUAGGGUAUAAAAUUCCCAAAAACUCAAUUCUUUUAAGAAACA